This is a messenger RNA of Paramecium tetraurelia, 441 nucleotides long. RefSeq lists its product as uncharacterized. NCBI's taxonomy places the organism in Eukaryota, Ciliophora, Oligohymenophorea, Peniculida, Parameciidae. The transcript is spliced from 2 exons. The record is from RefSeq and is a predicted model, not a curated record.
AUGAUAUACGAUCAACCUGAACACUUCGGACUUUUUGAAAAAACCUUCACUGCUAAAGAGAAAGAGGAAGUGAAACAAUUCUUGAAAUAUGAUAGACAUGUUCCUUUGAAAUUGACAGAACAAGUCUUCCAUGCUGAAGCAGAUGCAUCGAGAUUCGAAAGAUUAGGUUAAGUAGGAGGAGCAGUCUAUUCAUUCUCAUUCUUUUUCUUCCCAAUUAUCAAAGGUUUACCUAUUAAGUAGAGACUCUUUUGGGCAGCAGUCCCAGGUGGAAUUGUUGCAUGGCUAGGAUGGAGAAUCAAGGAAGAAUUAGAAUGGAAUAGAGUUUAUAAUUGCUAUUAGAAAUAUCAAGUAGCUCAUUCCAUGCACAAGAAAGUGUUCAUUUGAAAAAAUACAACAUGCACAUAAUAUAUAUAUACAAAACCAAAAUAUCUAAUUCAAUAA